Molecule: messenger RNA, 768 nt
Organism: Rhodofomes roseus
Lineage: Eukaryota; Fungi; Basidiomycota; Agaricomycetes; Polyporales; Fomitopsidaceae
Exons: 4
Coding region: 1-642 (213 amino acids)
Cellular component (GO): cytoplasm; membrane
Source: RefSeq, a predicted model, not a curated record
AUGACCAGCAUCGCAGUUGCGAGAGCUUACCAACAGUCUUUUGAAACUCACCCCUAUGGCACCCUCGCCAUCACCAACGGCGCGCUCAACGCCCUCGGCGACAUUGUCGCCCAGUUGACCGAGAAAUAUAAUGGACCUACGCGUCAACGAAGAGAAUGGCAGUAUGACAUUCCGCGGACCCUUCGGUUUGCAGCCUUCGGUGUAGGCAUGGGCCCUGUCAUCGGCCGGUGGAACUUCAUCCUCGAACGGUACUUGCCACUGCGUUCAGCAAAGCUGCCACCAGGCGGCGGGAAGGCCCCAGUCAGCUUGCGUGCACUCGGAAAGCGUGUAGGGGCGGAUCAGCUCUUCAUGGCCCCAAUUGGUCUGGCCAUGUUCAUUGGUUCGAUGGGUAUCAUGGAGGGCCGCGACGCGUCCCACAUACGGCGCAAGUAUGCUGAUAUGUUUGCGCCCGCGCUCAUCACGAACUGGCAAGUCUGGCCGCUUGCCCAGUUCGUCAACUUCAGGUUCAUGCCUCUGGCAUACCGAGUGCCCUUCCAGUCGUCGUGUGGUGUAUUCUGGACGCUCUACCUGUCCAUCCUGAACUCAAGAGAGGACCAGGCGCAGGACCGUGCGGAUGCCAUGCGGAGAUCGCUGGAAAAAUAGACCUCUCAUUCUAGACUUUACAUCUCGCAUAUGAGGACACUUCCAUCUUUCAGGGCAUAAUAGGGGAUGUGUGUCUCUUGGGAUCAUGCCUCCGCGUACCACUGUAUCACUAGCACAUACUAGUAU